AACUUGGAGCACCACUGUUUCCAUAAACAGGCCCUGUUUUUACACUCCAUCACAGCCCAGGCUAUCGGUCGAGACCGUACGCUCUUCGGGGUGGACCGGUACACCUUCCCUUCCCUUCCCGGCUCUCGUGGUCUCUUCCAUCGAUCGAUCAAACUUGGAAAAGGCUAUGCGAACCAGAAACCAAUCCAAGCGACACAACCAAUCCACUGGUGAACAAGUGAUGGAACCAGUGGAAGGCUCAAACUCUUUGGAAUCUCUUAAUGAAGAUGGCACUCUUACUGCCAUAUCACAUGAGGCUGUAGGAAAGCUUUUAAAACGAGUGAAUGCACGUGGCUUGUCAGCUUUGAAGAAACAAGAUAACUAUCUCCGUCAGUGUGAUCUUGCAAGCAAAUCGGAAAGUCUGUCUGAGAAGACUGAUGAACAUGGUGUAGCAAAGAGGAAUAAAGAAAAUGCCUUAGAUGGUGCAGGUUGUAGUAGUGAUGCAAUACAAAGCACUCCAUCGAAAGACACGGUUGAAGGGAAAGCAUUCCAUCACACUAAUCCUGAUAGUGAAGAAGAAUUGGACGAGUCAUUUUGGGAAGAUGGUUCUCUUCAUAUUUUGAAUUCUGUAAACAAUUUUCAAAAAGACUUAGUUAAUGGAGUGACUAUAGAAUUUGAGGGGACCCCAGAUUCUGGUAAACGGAAGACUAUUCGUCGAGCUUCUGCUGAAGAUAAGGAAUUGGCCGAGCUUGUGCACAAGGUGCAUUUACUUUGUUUACUUGGACGAGGAAGGUUGAUUGACAAUGCUUGUAAUGAUCCUCUCAUUCAGGCUUCCUUACUUUCACUUCUACCAAAACACUUGCUGAGGAUAUCAGAGGUCACAAAAUUGACAGUUAAUGCACUGGCUCCACUUGUCAGUUGGUUUCACAAUAAUUUCCAUAUUAGAAGUCCAAGCAGUACAGAGAGAUCAUUUCAUUCAGCUUUGGCAUUUGCGCUCGAGACUCGUGAAGGGACUGCAGAGGAGGUUGCUGCAUUGUCUGUGGCGCUAUUUAGAGCUCUGAACCUUACAACCCGGUUUGUGUCCAUUUUGGAUGUGGCCUCCUUGAAACCUGAUACUGACAAAUCUGAAUCUGUUAGAAACGAUGCAAGCAAAGCAGGUAAGGGCAUAUUUCACUCUUCCACACUGAUGGUGGCUAGACCAAAUCAGGUUUCUAUUUCUCCCGUGAAACAAUCAUCAUCAGAUGACAAGGGCAACAUCUGUGAAACUUCCUCAAGGGGUGCAUGCAGAGCUAAGAAUAGCAAGUCAUCAAGAAAUUCCUCUCAAUCCAAAGAUACUCCAAUUGCUGAUCAGUCUACGUUAGCUUCGGAGGAACCAAAUGAAUUAUCUGAUAUGUGCCUGACCAAGAAAUCAAAAGAGGAAUCCAAGAGAAAAGGGGAUCUUGAGUUUGAGAUGCAGUUGGAAAUGGCUCUUUCUACCACAGCAGUUGGGACUUCUAGAAGCAGUAUGAUCUUGGAUGCAAAUGACAUUCAUAAUAAUUCAGAAAAUCUCUCGUCUCCUGCUAAAAGAAUGAAAACAAUUAAAACGGUAGAAUCUCCGUCUUCUCAGGGAAUUUCUACUGCAUUUGGAUCAAGAAAAGUCGGAGCUCCUCUAUAUUGGGCAGAAGUCUACUGCAGUGGAGAGAACUUGACAGGAAAGUGGGUGCAUGUUGAUGCUGUCAAUGCUAUUAUUGAUGGAGAACAGAAAGUAGAACCUGCGGCUGCUGCGUGCAAAACAUCUUUGAGAUAUGCAGUUGCUUUUGCUGGACUUGGAGCUAAAGAUGUGACCCGCAGGUAUUGCAUGAAAUGGUACAAGAUAGCAUCACAACGAGUUGAUCCAAUUUGGUGGGGCACCAUUUUGGCCCCAUUGAAGGAGUUGGAGUCCGGAGCAACUGGAGGAGUGAUCCAUUUGGAGCAGGAUGAUUCAAAUGGACAAGAGAAAGUAGGAGCAUUUAAAAUUUCUGAUUCUCUAGGUCAAAACUGUAUUCUAGCAGAUGCUGCCAUCUUGCCCGGGCAGCUAGCAAUGGAAGUGCCAAAAGAGGCUUGUAAGAAACUGGGUGCAGAGUCUCCUGCAAGGAAUCCUAUUAUUGCUAGCAGGAGCUCUCUUGAGGACAUGGACUUGGAAACUAGGGCAUUAACUGAGCCUCUUCCAACUAAUCAACAGGCCUACAAAACCCAUCACCUUUAUGCUCUUGAAAGAUGGCUUAAUAAGUAUCAGAUACUUCAUCCAAAGGGGCCUAUAUUGGGAUUUUGUUCAGGUCAUCCAGUCUACCCAAGGACUUGUGUCCAAAUACUCCAUACAAAACAAAGAUGGCUGCGUGAGGGGCUGCAAGUCAAAGCCAAUGAGCUUCCUGCAAAGGUGUUGAAGCGUUCUCUGAAACUCAGCAAAGCACAAACUUCUGAAGCUGAUGAUCAUGGUGAAGAGGGUUGUGAAGGGAAUAUUGUGCUUUAUGGGAAGUGGCAAACAGAACCUUUGUGUCUGCCUCAUGCUGUCAAUGGGAUUGUUCCUAAGAAUGAACGUGGCCAAGUGGAUGUGUGGUCCGAGAAGUGCCUGCCACCAGGAACUGUGCACUUAAGGUUGCCACGGGUGGCUCCUGUUGCAAAGAGGCUGGACAUUGAUUUUGCACCUGCUAUGGUUGGAUUUGAAUUCCGAAAUGGUCGCUCUUUACCUGUCUUUGAGGGCAUUGUGGUUUGUGCUGAGUUUAAGGAUGCGGUUUUAGAGGCAUAUGCAGAGGAAGAAGAAAGAAGAGAGGCUGAAGAGAAGAAAAGGAGCGAAGCGCAAGCUAUUCUUAGGUGGUAUCAGCUUCUCUCAUCCAUUGUUACCCGGCAAAGGUUGAAUAACUGUUAUGGGGAUGGUUUGGCGUCACAAACCUGCAAUGACAUUCCGCAAACAAAUGAUAAAGUUAGUGCACAGGUUGGUUGUAGUGAGGAUGACAGGCAUUCUCCUGGAUGUUUGGAACUGAAUGUAUUGGACAGAAAGUUGGAUGUUAAGUCAAUGGUGCCCACAGAAGAAGAACACGAGCAUGCAUUUUUGACAGAUGAUCAGGCUUUUGAUGAAGAGAGUUUUACGAGGACAAAGCGAUGUCGUUGUGGUUUUUCUAUUCAAGUGGAGGAAAUGUAGCACCUCUGACCAGUUAUUAUCUAUCUGGUGCUUUCUUUCAUGGUAACCUCAUAUUAUGGGUCGGAUUUGGUAGUGUAUCAUGUGAUCUUGUCUGGAAAUAGCUUAGUACUGGAAACAGGAAGAAACUUUCUAAUAGAUGUUCUUUUUUUUUUUUGGGUAUCUGAAUGUAAGUUUGGUUCACUGAAAAGAAGGUGAGGUAUAUAUUAUCGUUGCAAUGUAUACUGGGCUAUCAGGAAAUGAAGAACCCAUUGUACAUCUUUUUGGCAUAUACAACCAUUGUGAAGUCUAAUUUUGACUUGUAAUUUCGAAUGA
This is a messenger RNA of Camellia sinensis, 3448 nucleotides long. Lineage: Eukaryota; Viridiplantae; Streptophyta; Magnoliopsida; Ericales; Theaceae. The record is from RefSeq and is a predicted model, not a curated record.